ACAAUGUUCGGGAUAGCCGUGCUUAUUGUAGCCUUUGUGCCUUGUCUUUGUUCAGGUGCGGAUGUGGAGUUGACAACCUCCUCCUCUUCCGUCAUAGAGGGAGAGUCACUCACCUUGACCUGUUCUGUGAGUGUGGACGGUGUUGUAGAUGCCACGUUUUUUGAGAAUGGUGGGAGAUAUCUAGGUUAUGUAAAGCUGGUUGGCGGAAGGUGUGAGGACGCUAAAAAUGACACCUGCAAACAACAGUGUUCCUGCUCAAAAGAUGGCAGAAACUUUUUCUGGACGAUUUCAAACAUGGAUAGAGCAAUGGACGGGAUGGGGUUCCUAUGUGGUGUGAACACCUUAACUGCUAUAUACAGCAGUGUUCAUCGGAUCCGUGUGCUAUAUCCUCCUAAACAAAACAUCACUUUGUCGCCAUCUGGAAAGCACACCGUUACUACCGGUCAAACGGUCACACUCGAUUGUCAGGUAAAGGGUGGUAACCCUCUGGCUACACUAUCCUGGCAAUGCAAGGGGUCACUAAGGACCGGACAAAAUAAGACCUCUGCCGAUACAGCUUGGUCAAGACUGGUAUUUGAAAUAGACGAAUCAUAUCACCAACAGCAGUGUGUGUGUACUGCAAAGCACAAGGCCAUGCCUAAUUACGGAGUAUUCAGUACAAAGACAGUAUUGUUUGAUGUGAUUUAUCCACCAACAGAGGAAAUCUGGCUGUCUCAUAUCUGGAAAUCAGUCCUUUGAGACUGGCACAAAUGUAACUCUUUAUUGUCAGAUAAAUGGAGGUAACCCUUUCCCAGACUAACAUGGCUGUGCAAAGGGCAUCAACUGGCUGGAGUAAAUAUUACCACAAGUGUUAGAGCUGGGUCCAUACUCUCUAUUGUAGUAGAUACAAGUUAUCACCAGAAAAAAUGUGUUUGUACGGCAAGACAUGAGGCAACAAG
Messenger RNA from Pecten maximus, 938 nucleotides. RefSeq lists its product as uncharacterized. Bases 4 to 738 code for a protein of 244 amino acids. Lineage: Eukaryota; Metazoa; Mollusca; Bivalvia; Pectinida; Pectinidae. The transcript has 4 exons. The record is from RefSeq and is a predicted model, not a curated record.